AUGUCCAAGUUCCUUCCGCGCCAGGCAACCAGAGACGCGACAGUGACAAUGGACCGAACCUCAGAAAGUAUCCUAGAGAAGGGUCUUGGCCUGAUGACCAGGCCCACGCCUGCCAACGAGGACUCACCAGGAGCCCUUGAGAAGGCCGCAGACGUUAGCUUGCUGCUCUAUGGUCUGACCACCGGCCUCCACUACUGGAAGCGCGCCCAUCCACCCGGUGAGACCAAGUCACGCUUCGACACGGUAGUCGGAAUCAUUGCUACCAUUGCCAGCGGUAUCGGGCUCGCCGCCAUGUUUCUCGGCGAGAUUGUUCGGAUCUGGUCAGGUCAAAGAACGCCUCGGCGAGAAUGA
Messenger RNA from Cyphellophora attinorum, 351 nucleotides. RefSeq lists its product as uncharacterized. Lineage: Eukaryota; Fungi; Ascomycota; Eurotiomycetes; Chaetothyriales; Cyphellophoraceae. Bases 1 to 351 code for a protein of 116 amino acids. The record is from RefSeq and is a predicted model, not a curated record. The transcript has a single exon.